Suillus fuscotomentosus is the source of this 2115-nucleotide messenger RNA. RefSeq lists its product as uncharacterized. The transcript has 7 exons. The coding region runs from base 1 to 2115 and encodes 704 amino acids. The record is from RefSeq and is a predicted model, not a curated record. NCBI's taxonomy places the organism in Eukaryota, Fungi, Basidiomycota, Agaricomycetes, Boletales, Suillaceae.
AUGUCCGAUAUCACUGAGGGAAUCCGCACUCGCCGAGACAAUAAGUUCAAACACCCGGGCUUGCCAGACCUGCCAGUGCAAGGACGAGUUCCGCGACGUAGCAAGGCCCAGAAAGCAGAGGACGACAAAAUCCUUGAGGAAGCCCACCAAGCUCAAGAGCGGGCUGCAGUCGAGGGGCUGCAGCGGCUUGCUGCAAUGCAGAUGGAGAUGGAGGAGGCAGAGGAACAAGGCGUGGUGACUAAACCAAAGCCAGUCAAACCCUGUGCUCGCCCUGUCAAGAAAAAAGUAGUGCCUGCCAAACCAGCUGGUACCGGCGUCGAGGACCAAGAAGAAAGCAGCCAGGACACCAACAUUGAGGACGGAACAAAGAAGAAGAACCAGAGGGCCGUCAAAACGUCUCUGAAGGACGCAAUCAACAAUGCACGAGGCUCACUCACAGGAAAGGUUGAGUUAAUUCAGGGGCCACGUGUUGGCGACAAGAAAGGAAAGUCUUCUACAGCGACGACCAACUCCAAGUUUUCAUUGAUAAAGCGCGUUGAUGGUUGGAUUUCUGAUAUUUCACCAGACACAACCGAACUACUCAAAACUUCCAGCGCUUCUAAGACUCGUACCACUGCCUCAGCUUUGUCAUUGGCGCAUGGGCCACCAAGCAGUGCUUUAUCCAGUUCCUGCGCUACAUCAGUUUUGGCCAUAACUACCAAGUCCUCCAAAUCUAAGGCCCCCCCUGCUCUAGCUAAUGCAUCUGAUGCUCCCAAGGCUCUUGUUGGCCGCUUUGAUGACGAGUCGGAUGAUUCUCAGGAACGUUUGGAUGCCUUCAUUCAAAAGACGAAGGGGAAGCAGUCUUCACUUAGGAUUACCUCAGAUGCAAUGCCUGAGGAUGCGCUGUCUUCAACAGAGGACUUACAGGAUAUUGAUAUCGACGCACCGAUGGACCUGGACGAUGCAUUGGUGGACCUGGAGGACAAUUUGUUUGAGGGCAAAGAUGCCAGGAUGUCCAAGGCGGUGGACAGUGACAGCAGCCUAAGCGAUGGAAUCUUGUUCCAUCGGAGUAAGAAGCGCAAGCUUGCAGACACCAAAUCCUCCACCCUUGUCUUGGAGAGUACCCCCUACGAGGAUACAUCAGAUGUUGAGGUUAUUGAUGUCCCUUCAGGCCCUGUCGCAAUGGCCAAUACAACGAAGACGGCUGUGCGUUUGACCUCUUCGACUGCCAUUGCCGUCUCCCAGUCGGCCACCACAAAGAUGCAACCACCUGCAAAGAAGGUGAAAAUUGAAGAGGACAUUGAUGCCAGCACCGCGCAACUAACGCUCACAGCCCCACCUGGCUAUUGGAUCGAGAAGCAAUACAAGACGUGCUCGAGCUACCAAAACUAUCAUCUCCCUCCUCAUUGCCAAGAUCAACGGUGGCCGAAGCAGUUCCUCCCAACACUUUACCUGUGGGCCGGGAGUAAAAAUGACCUCUGGCAAUUCUUAGACGCUCCUCUGGUCGAGGCACUCCAAUCCAUUUAUGAUGUCGUGUAUUCAGAAGAAUCAGAUCUUGAUUACAAGGUGACCGCUCAAGGGUCUGUCUUUGGCAUUGACUUCGCUUUCAUUUAUGAGGACAUGGAAAACCUAGACCCGAUGCAAGCCUUCCGGUCUCCAUUCAUGUUGCAGCUCUUCGCAACUGCUCAUCUUCACGCCAUUCUCGGGCAUGUUGAAGUCCCCGCACUUAAAACAUAUGUGCUGUCUGUCGUCGGGAUGACUGGUGUUAUUGGCAUUUGUGCAGCUUCACUCGAGCGCGCCAUCAAACGUCUCCGUGUCAAUGCCAUUGACAUUGAUGUGGACACCCUAGAUCUGGGUCCUGCACAAAUGAAGCGCAAGCUGCGGACACCGAAGACCUUCAACAAGGCCACCGGCAAGGAUAGCACUACCGAGAAUGCCUUCUCCAUCAACAACUGGGGAUCAGUAACUGCAUCAUAUGUGGUUGCUAUCAAGGCGAAAGGAGACGACUACAUGAGGACCACAACAUUAACAGCUCGGAAAUUGCUGAAGAAAUCGGGCAGUGUCGGCCUCCAGAAGUACUUUCGCACUGAUGAUGACGGCUCAGAGGCCGUUGACAUCCGCGCCAUCCUGUGGUAA